Mesitornis unicolor (brown roatelo) is the source of this 214-nucleotide messenger RNA. RefSeq names its product RING-box protein 2-like. Gene Ontology annotation, molecular function: cullin family protein binding; zinc ion binding; ubiquitin protein ligase activity. The annotation marks the transcript as partial. The transcript is spliced from 2 exons. Lineage: Eukaryota; Metazoa; Chordata; Aves; Mesitornithiformes; Mesitornithidae. Gene Ontology annotation, biological process: ubiquitin-dependent protein catabolic process; protein ubiquitination. The record is from RefSeq and is a predicted model, not a curated record. Gene Ontology annotation, cellular component: nucleus; Cul5-RING ubiquitin ligase complex.
AUGGAAUCCUGAGAAUCAAAUUGAGUCUUGUUCUUGUUUACUUUUAGAUGCCUGUCUUAGAUGUCAAGCUGAAAACAAACAAGAAGAUUGUGUUGUGGUCUGGGGAGAAUGCAAUCAUUCCUUCCACAACUGCUGCAUGUCCCUGUGGGUGAAACAGAAUAAUCGCUGUCCCCUCUGCCAGCAGGACUGGGUAGUCCAGAGAAUAGGCAAAUAA